Molecule: messenger RNA, 350 nt
Organism: Aspergillus ibericus CBS 121593
Lineage: Eukaryota; Fungi; Ascomycota; Eurotiomycetes; Eurotiales; Aspergillaceae
Exons: 1
Coding region: 44-274 (76 amino acids)
Source: RefSeq, a predicted model, not a curated record
AUCUGCUACUGUUUCUGGCUGUUCUGGCUGUUUGCCGGACUUGAUGCGUCUCCCAAACCUCUGCUCAUCGGAAACAUGCCUAGCCCUGGCAUUGCUUUUUGCAUCAUGCACUGCCCCUGAUUCACUUCAGAAAUACUCCAGGAACAAUAAUGACCGUCGAUCUAAAGCAUACUUCCCACUUCCAUUUCUGCGGUUACUGACUAUGGCCACAUCAAUCAUUCAUGGCACCAGAAUACGCAUGCAGAUCAAAUCGGACUCCAUACCAUUGGAAUAGAAGCACUGGACUCCUCCCAGCUGCCCUAAGACAGCAAAACAAUGCCAUACCCAAAGAUCAAAGUCAACAAGACAAC